AUGGCUCUAAUUUCAAAGAAUAAGGUAUCAUUUGUCAAUGGUACAAUUUUGACACCAGACACAACAGAUCCACGUUUUCCAGUUUGGGAGAGAUGCAAUACUAUGGUCCUUUCGUGGCUGCAUCGUUCAAUUACAAGUUCUAUAUCUCAAUCCAUUUUGUGGAUGGAUAAGGCAUAUGAUGUAUGGAGAGAUCUCAAGGAGAGAUUUUCUCAAUCUGAUAUUUUCAGAAUAUCAGAUAUACAGGAUGACAUUUAUCGUUUACAUCAAGGAGAUAGCUCAAUCUCUGAUUAUUUUACUAGACUCAAGAUUCUUUGGGAUGAAUUGGAAGCACUCCAACCCACUCCUACUUGUAAAUGUGUUCGUCCAUGCUGUUCAAUUGCAGUGGAGGUUAAGAACAGUAAGGAAAGAGACUAUUCAAUUCGUUUUCUCAAGGGACUCAAUGAUCAAUUUUCUCAUGUGAGGUCCCAAAUUAUGCUCAUGGAUCCUCUUCCUUCAGUUAACCGAGUUUUUUCCUUAGUUGCACAACAGGAACGACAGUUGCAGAUUGAAAGUUCUGGUCCAAUUCAUCAUGACAAUUCAAGAAUUUUCUUUAAUUCUGCUGAACAAGUUCCAGAAAGAGGACGUGGACAGACUCGUGGAAGGGGAAGGGGAUUCAAUCCUGCACGUGGAAGAGGAUCUAGACUCUGUACUUAUUGUGGGAAGACUAGCCACACAGUGGAGACAUGUUUCGAGAAGCAUGGCUAUCCUCCUGGGUUUAAGCAAAGGAACCCUAUGCAUAAGAUCAAUGCAGUUGUAAGUGAAGAGUUCAAUCAGGUUGACAACUCAAGGGAAGCUGACACAAAAGAAAAUUUCACUAAAAGUCAGUAUCACACCAUUAUGGAGAUGAUACAACAAACAAUGAAAGUGCAACAUGCUUUGCCUCCAUCCUCUCCUCAUGUCAGCAAUAUGGUUCAUACUAAUGUACUAAAUGUCGAUAGUCAAUCUUCUGAAGCAAGUAAGUCAUCAAAUCAGUGGGUCCUAGACACAGGAGCCACUGAUCAUAUCACUUUUAACUCUGCCAAUUUAUCUUCUAUCAAGUAUAUUGAGCCAAUUGCCAUAUCCUUGCCCAAUGGAACACGGGUCUACUCUAAUAUGUCUUGUACAGUAGAUAUUUCUAAAACACUUACGUUGACAGAUGUUCUGUAUGUAAGAGAAUUUGGCGUCAACUUAAUAUCAGUGCAUAAACUGAUUUCUGAAACUGAUUGUCAUGUGACAUUUCAGCUUCGAGAUUGCCUCAUUUAA
Molecule: messenger RNA, 1281 nt
Organism: Gastrolobium bilobum
Lineage: Eukaryota; Viridiplantae; Streptophyta; Magnoliopsida; Fabales; Fabaceae
Exons: 1
Coding region: 1-1281 (426 amino acids)
Source: RefSeq, a predicted model, not a curated record